This is a messenger RNA of Cyprinodon variegatus (sheepshead minnow), 998 nucleotides long. Its product is annotated as glucokinase-like. The transcript is spliced from 6 exons. The coding region runs from base 1 to 915 and encodes 304 amino acids. The record is from RefSeq and is a predicted model, not a curated record. Gene Ontology annotation, molecular function: ATP binding; glucokinase activity; D-glucose binding. Gene Ontology annotation, biological process: glucose 6-phosphate metabolic process; intracellular glucose homeostasis; glycolytic process. Gene Ontology annotation, cellular component: cytosol; mitochondrion. NCBI's taxonomy places the organism in Eukaryota, Metazoa, Chordata, Actinopteri, Cyprinodontiformes, Cyprinodontidae.
AUGUCCAGUGCUCAGGUGUUAAAGUACCUGGAACCUUUCCGUCUGUCUCUGGAGAAACUGCGGGAAAUUUCGGCUCAACUCAAAAAGGAUAUGAUCCGAGGUCUGGGGAAACACACACAUAACAGGGCGCCUGUCAAGAUGCUUCCCACCUUUGUAAGGGAAACGCCAGAUGGGAAAGGAACAGGAACCAAUGCCUGCUAUAUGGAGGAGAUGAAAAAUGUGAAACGUGUGGAGGGUGAGGAUGGAAGGAUGUGUAUUAACACGGAGUGGGGAGGCUUUGGAGAUGAUGGUUCCCUUGAAGACAUUUUGACAGAGUUCGACAAAGUAGUGGACAAGACUUCCAUCAACCCUGGAGUCCACAUGGUUCGGCUGGUUCUAGUGAAGCUAACAGAGGAGAAGCUGUUGUUUAAAGGGGGGGCAUCUGAGGCACUGCUUAAUCCAGGGAGGUUUGAGACAAAGUUCAUUUCUGAAAUUGAAGAGCCUGACAGAGGUCUGGAAAAUGUCCAAAAGAUUCUGACCAAACUGGAUUUAAAGUGGGAUUUGGUUGAUGCCUGCGUUGUGCGACUUGUCUGUGACACCAUCUCCUCACGCUCUGCUCGUCUCUGUGCUGCUGGUUUGGCAACAAUCGCCAACCGUAUUCGUGUCAACCGAGGGCUAGACCACCUGAAGACCACCGUAGGAGUGGAUGGGACAGUGUAUAGAAAACAUCCCAAUUUCAGUGAUGAGCUCCAGGCAGCAGUGCGCCUCCUAGCCCCCAAAUGUGAAAUCAGCUUUCUUGUCUCAGAGGACGGAAGUGGAAAAGGUGCUGCCAUGGUUGCAGCUGUGGCUCAGCGACUGGCUGUCCAGUCACACCUCUUGGACGACAGUGAUGGAGAGGACGAAGAUGAGGAGGAGGAGGACGAAGAAGAUUAUUGAGAGCUGGCUAUUUAAGACAUUUUUAAAAGUUACAGCCAAAAAAAAGUUUAUUUUCUAUUCACUUUAAAGUGUCGCUUUGUAAA